This is a messenger RNA of Pogonomyrmex barbatus (red harvester ant), 2306 nucleotides long. Its product is annotated as UDP-glycosyltransferase 3A1. Gene Ontology annotation, molecular function: UDP-glycosyltransferase activity. NCBI's taxonomy places the organism in Eukaryota, Metazoa, Arthropoda, Insecta, Hymenoptera, Formicidae. The record is from RefSeq and is a predicted model, not a curated record.
CAUGCGCGCGCGUUUAACGCUUCACGAACGUUCUGCGUUCGGACACGGGUAUAUUCAUACGCCGCGCGCCGUCGUGCGCGUUGGUCAUCGAGGGAGUGGUUAUGAAUAGAAUUUCAGAGUCGGAAUCCGGGAAUUGCAAGUCUCUGCUUGGUGAAACGAUAUCUGCUAAUACAGCGGUGUGACAGUUCCAUCUAGAAACCGGAAUCAAAUUUAAAUUGACGUGCCACGAAGUAGUUGUGUGCAGACCGUCGUAUCUAAACAAUACACGUGUUGAUACGAAGAUACAUCGGUUGAUACGAGAUACAUCUCGAAAAGUAAUAAGAGAUUUUGUUCCGUCUUAUGAAGCGCUGGAUCGAGCUUCUAGUUUGUGAUUUACCAACAGAUUUCUUCAAUAGUUAAUUGCCUAAGAAGUACAUCACUUUCAUGAUUGUAAUUUCUUAGACAGAAAAUUGACAGUCUAAUUGAAUAUUGGAUAUCAAUUAUUUUAAUUUUAUAGACAGCUCAUUAGAGCAAAACAAAAUAUUUGAACAAAUUUUUUAACUGCAAUUAUUGUUAUAAUGUUAACCCUAGUCGAUUUAUACAUGUGCUUUUAUUUAAUUGGGUUUGCAAGCAGUUCAAUUCUGACAACACCCCCUUUGUCAGCUUUAAUUGUUGCAUUUGAAAAUAUAUAUGAUUUAUCAUUGUUGGCUAAUACCUUAUCUGAUCAGGGAAUUGAUACAACAUUGAUAAUACCAACCUAUGCUGUAAAUGAUGUUUAUAAUAAGCUAAUUGACGUUGAAGUAUUGCAACUAGAUGUUAGUGUUGAUAAAUCGAUGCAUAUUGAGAAACUUGCAUUAGAGGCAUGUGACAUUCUCUUUAGAGAUGAGGAAAUACUGAAGAAAAUACAGGAAUUUCAGCCUACAUUCACUAUAUUUCCAGCAUUAAGACAUGACGGUUGUUUGCUUCCAUUUGUAAAGCAUAUCGGAUCCAUUCCGAUAAUCUGGAUAAAAACUUUGGAUGAAGAACUUUAUGCAUUUGAAUGUACUAGAGUUGCUCUGCCAAUACACAAUGGUGGAUUUUGGUCAAGACUUUUAACAAGCUUUGCAGGGAAAUCUAUAUUUUCUGCUGCUAAAAAUGAUUAUUUAAUUCCUGCUCUACGAUUAACAGUCAAAUAUCUACCAGAUGUUAAUAUCGACUUGGAGCAUCUUUACUCUGAUGUUCGAUUAGUGCUUUGGGGAAGUGAUACAGUUUUACGUUCCGACUUUGCGUCUCUGACACAGUUAUUCGUGGAGAUUGGCUGUCAUCAUUGCAGAGGUGCAUAUCCCUUACCUGAGAAUCUGCAGAAAUCAUUAGUCGAAUAUAGAACGGGUACUGUUGUUGUUCUUCUAGAAGGUAAUUAUGGUACAUUGAUACGAGAACUGGCAAAGAAAUUGCCUCAAGGCAGAGAAGGUCAAGCUGUCAUAUGGAAAAGUAAGGACGAUUCGAGUAUUGCCAUGCCGGAAAAUCUUUUCAUCGACCAUACUGUCGAUCGACAAGAUCUCAUAGGUUACAGUCGAACUCGAGUGGUGUUGAGUCAUUGUACCGAUACAGAAUUCCUGGAAGCUGCCUUUCACGGGACACCCUUGAUAUGUUUACCGAGAGACACGCACGAGUCUCGCAAUGCGGCUCGCGCGGUCGAGUUGGGUUUCGCACGCACCACGGAGGCUACGAACGAUUAUGCCUCGGCCGUGAAGAUCGCGCAGAUCAUGCACGAGAUCUACGAAACGGUGGCUUAUCGUGAGAACGCGCGAAAAGUUUCUGUGGCGAUACGGGACAGACUAAACCCACCUUCCGACAGGCUCGUUUACUGGCUGGGUUACAUCGCGAGGACCAAAGACGAUACCGAGAAAUUCCAUAAGCCGAAGAAUCAAGCAAGAACGCUCAUGGAGGACAUCCAGUUCUUCGUUGGUCUUUUAGUAGGCGUGAUUCUCGGGAUUAUCUGCACGGGCAGCGCAGUUGUCGCGCGAUAUCUCGUCACGGCUAACAAAGUGCAAACAGCAAAAGGACGGUAUACGCAGUGAGUGUGUUCCAUUGCAAUUUGAUAUACGCAUUCAUGGACGUUUCUGUAUAUGUAUAUUUAUAUAAAUGCAUGUAGAAUACAGGUACAUACGAAUACAAAGAUUUUACGAGCUAGGAUUUACUUUAUAAUUAGCGAAGAGACGUUUUUUUUACUAUUACUGAUUAUUGGUACGAGAACACUUUCUCAUAAUUCGACUGAAGAGAUUACGAUUACGAUGAAGUGUAAUAUAUUAUCGUGAAGAAAAUAAAUUACAGUUUGUCAAUACUGA